AGUCAAUACGCAAAGUUCUUUCCUGGACCCCAUUAAAGAUGCCCUAUACCUGCACAAUUUUAUCCAGACAAAUAACACUUUACAGGACUGUGUUUUCAGACCUUCUAACCUGAAAGAUAUGUGUCCGGAUCCAGACAUAAGAUUUGUGUUGUACAGUAACAACGAAAAACAAGUAUAUGAUCACACUCAAACUGAUUGGCUCAGACAAAGUAUUUGGGAUCCACUUAAAGAAGACAUGUUUCUAAUUCAUGGAUAUGCUGGAGGUGAUGAUACCUUACCAAUAAAUGUUUUAAGAGAUGGUACAUAUACAAACAAAUAUGUCUGUUUCAAAACAAUUAGUCACAAAAAAUAUAUAUUUUUAGCUUAUAUACGAAAUGGUUCCUAUAAUACCUGGAUCAUAGACUGGGGAGCACUAGGAGAAGCUCCUUGUUAUAGAGCUGCCGUCAAUAACUUGCGAGCUGUGGCUAGAUGUACAGGUGAAUUUCUAACAGGUUUAAGGACAGCUGGAUUGCCAACGGAUAAAAUUACUUGUGUGGGACAUUCUUUAGGUGCCCAUAUAUGUGGACUUAUAUCCCAAUAUGUACUCUUCCGUCUGCAUCGCAUAGUAGCUUUAGAUCCUGCUAGACCCAUGAUACUCAAUCAAGUUAAACUAACCUCGGGAGAUGCCGCAGCUGUUCACGUUUUGCAUACUAAUGCAGGUCAUUAUGGGGAAGGAGGUCGGAAUGGUCAUGUAGAUUUCUGUAUAAACGGUGGCAGAAUACAGCCAUAUUGUGAAAAUAAGAACAUUGAUGCACAGCUGUGUAGUCACAUUUGGGCUAUUUGCUACAUGGCAGAAAGUUUGGUGCCCACUUUACAAAAAAAAGCAGAGCCUUGUGCUAGAAGAUGUCCUUCAGGACCAAGACCUGGAAAUAGAAUUGGAAUUCCGGUGAUGAUGGGGCAAUCAACACCACUAACAGCUGCUGGAUCAUUUUGCGUACAUGACAGUGAGCCCCCAUACUGUCCGAAAAACUCUGAUGAUAUUGGUGAUGUGAGGUGUUGCCUAAACGCUCCAGAGACAAAUCCGUCAAAUCCAUCACCUGCUUCGACCACCACACAAACUUAAUUUAUCUCUUAUAGGUACUUUUUUAAGAAUACCCAAAAUAUUUUAUAGUUACAUAUUAUACUGUAAUAUUAAAGUGGUAUAGUUGUGUAGUAUCAUUUUCAUUUCAUUAUCAUUAUUAUUAUUUGGUAACGU
Messenger RNA from Ceutorhynchus assimilis (cabbage seed weevil), 1234 nucleotides. Lineage: Eukaryota; Metazoa; Arthropoda; Insecta; Coleoptera; Curculionidae. The record is from the annotation of a GenBank genome assembly.